CCAUCGAUGGAUAUGGUUGGAACUUUGAAUAAUUGAGAGGGCAUACCCACGGCUGAUUUUCAUUUUCAUUUCCAUUCUGCUGGUUAGUGCCCCCAUCUCCUUCUUUGCUUUCUAAAACCUUUCAUUUCCUUUUCCUUUUAUCCUUUUGUCACAUUGAAUCCAAUUGCAUAAGUUCUCUCUUGACCCAUAGUCCUUUGAGGCCCUUUGCUUGCUAAAAGUAAAGACCCUUUCAUUGAAUCCGCACUGCUGGUAUUUUUUGUCAUCUGGUUUCCUGGAGGAGAAAAAGUGGGAAAUCCCAAAUAGGAAAUGGAGGAAAUUGUUGUUACGAUUGCAGCAAAAGUUGCAGAGUACCUAGUCGCUCCAAUUGGACGUUCAUUUGGCUAUCUGUUUAACUACCGCAGCAACAUUGAUGAUCUCAGGCAACAAGUUGAGAAGCUGGGGGAUGUCAGGGCUAGGUUGGAGCGAUCUGUAGAUGAAGCUAUUAGGAAUGGGGAUGAAAUUGAAGCUGAUGUUGACAAGUGGCUUUUACGUGUUAGUGGGUUCAUGGAAGAGGCUGGCAAAUUUUUUGAGCUUGAGAAGAAAGCAAACCAGAGCUGUUUCAAUGGGUCCUGUCCAAAUUUGAAGUCACAAUACCAGCUGAGCAGGGAAGCGAAGAAGAGGGCAAGGGUUGUUGCUGAAAUCCAAGGAGAUGGAAAAUUUGAGAGGGUAUCAUAUCGUGCUCCUCUGCCAGGGAUAGGAUCUGCGCCUUUCAAAGGUCAUGAAGCUUUAGAAUCAAGAAUGACUACUUUGGAUGAAAUUAUGGAGGCCUUGAGGGAUGCUCAUGUCAAUAUCAUUGGGGUAUGGGGAAUGGCUAGUGUGGGGAAGACCACACUGAUGAAACAAGUAGCUAAACAAGCUGAAGAAGAGAAGUUAUUUGACAAGGUGGUUAUGGCUUAUAUAUCUUCCACUCCUGAGUUGAAAAAAAUUCAAGGUGAACUUGCAGACAUGCUUGGUUUGAAAUUUGAGGAGGAGAGUGAAAUGGGAAGAGCGGCUCGACUAUGUGAGAGGUUGAAGAAAGUGAAGAAGAUCCUCAUCAUUUUGGAUGAUAUUUGGACUGAACUCGAUCUGGAGAAAGUGGGAAUUCCUUUUGGAGAUGAUCGUAAGGGAUGUAAAAUGGUGCUCACCUCUAGAAAUAAACAUGUAUUGUCCAAUGAGAUGGGUACUCAAAAGGAUUUCCCUGUUGAACAUUUACAAGAAGAAGAAGCAUUGAUUUUAUUUAAGAAGAUGGCAGGUGAUUCCAUUGAGGAGCCAAAUUUGCAAUCCAUAGCGAUUGAUGUAGCAAAAGAAUGUGCAGGUUUGCCAAUUGCAAUCGUAACAGUGUCAAAGGCAUUAAAAAACAAGGGUUUGUCUAUAUGGGAGGAUGCCUUGCGACAACUAAAGAGGUCUAUCCCAACAAACAUUAAAGGAAUGGAUGCAAUGGUAUACUCAACUCUGGAGUUGAGCUACAAACACUUGGAGGGUGAUGAAGUUAAGUCCUUGUUCUUACUUUGUGAUUUAUUGAAAUAUGGUAUGGGUCUGCGAUUGUUUCAAGGAACUAAUACAUUGGGAGAGGCAAAAAAUAGAAUUGAUACAUUGGUCGAUAGCCUCAAAGCUUCAAAGCUGUUACUAGACACUGGCCACAAUUCAUUUGUUAGAAUGCAUGAUGUUGUUCGUGAUGUUGCCAUAGCAAUUGUAUCCAAGGUCCAUCAUGUAUUUUCUCUGUGAGAAGAUGAAUUGGCAGAGUGGCCAAAGAUGGAUGAACUCCAAACCUGCACCAAGAUCUCUCUGGCUUACAAUGAUAUUUGUGAGCUUCCUAUAGGAUUGGUAUGUCCGGAACUUGAACAUUUUUUAUUCUAUCACACCAUUGAUUAUCAUUUGAAAAUCCCAGAGACAUUUUUUGAAGGGAUGAAAAAACUCAAAGUUUUAGACCUUUCUAAUAUGCAUUUUACAUCACUACCUUCAUCACUCAAUUGCCUUACAAAUCUUUGAACAUUGAGUUUGAAUUGGUGCAAGUUAGGAGACAUCUCGAUAAUUGUAGAGCUAAAGAAACUAGAAUUUCUUAGCUUUAUGGGUUCGAAUAUUGAAAAGUUGCCCAGAGAAAUAGCGCAGUUGACCCAUCUAAGGCUGUUUGAUUUGCGGGACUGUUCCAAACUUAGAGAAAUUCCACCAAACAUCAUAUCAAGCUUGUCCAAAUUAGAAAAUUUGUGCAUGGAAAAUAGUUUUACUCAAUGGGAGGUGGAAGGAAAAAGUAAUGCUUCCAUUGCUGAGUUAAAAUAUUUGCCCCAUUUAACUACUUUAGACAUACAAAUACCAGAUGCCAAACUGUUGCUGACAGACAUCCUGUUUGAGAAGUUGAUAAGAUAUAGAAUAUUUAUAGGUGAUGUCUGGAGCUAGGAUAAAAAUUGUCCAACCACAAAAACAUUGAAGCUCAGUAAACUCGAUACAAGCCUUCAUCUAGCUGAUGGUAUUAGCUUACUGUUGAAAGGAGCAAAAGAUCUACACUUGCGUGAACUGAGUGGUGCUGCAAAUGUUCUUCCCAAGUUAGAUAGGGAAGGUUUUCUUCAAUUAAAGCAUCUCCAUGUUGAAAGAAGUCCAGAGAUGCAACAUAUCAUGAAUUCAAUGGAUCCAAUUCUGUCACCUUGUGCUUUUCCUGUUCUGGAGUCAUUAUUUCUCAAUCAGUUGAUUAACUUGCAAGAAGUAUGUCAUGGCCAACUUCUAGUAGGGUCCUUUAGUUAUUUAAGAAUUGUAAAAGUGGAACAUUGCGAUGGUUUAAAAUUCCUCUUUUCAAUGUCUAUGGCUAGAGGCCUUUCAAGACUUGAAAAAAUAGAAAUAACUAGAUGCAAAAACAUGUAUAAGAUGGUUGCACAAGGAAAAGAAGAUGGAGAUGAUGCUGUUGAUGCAAUUUUGUUCACUGAGCUGAGAUACUUGACAUUACAACAUUUACCGAAGUUCAGAAAUUUCUGCUUAGAAGGGAAAGCAAUGCCUUCCACCACGAAGAGGUCACCAACAACUAAUGUAAGGUUCAACGGCAUUUGUUCAGAGGGUGAACUUGAUAAUCAGACAUCGGUUUUCAACCAACUGGAGGGUUGGCAUGGUCAACUCCUACUUUCCUUCUGCAACCUCCGGUCCCUGAAGAUAAAGAAUUGUGCUUCACUGUUGAAAGUACUCCCACCCAGUUUGCUUCAAAACUUACAGAAUUUGGAAGUACUAAUAGUGGAAAACUGUAAACAAUUUGAAGAAGUAUUUGAUCUUGAAGGGCAAAAUGUUGAUGAUGGACCUGUUGGGCUACUGCCUAAGUUAGAAAAACUGAGUUUAAUUGGUUUGCCUAUGUUGAGACAUAUAUGCAACAAGGACCCUCGACACAUUCUGUGCUUCCAAAACCUGAAAUGGUUAAAAGUACACAAAUGUGGGAGCUUGAGAAACCUUUUCCCUGCUUCUAUGGCCUUGGGUCUUAUGGGCACUAUCAUAUUUCCUAAGUUAAUCCAUCUUUCACUAGAAUCUUUACCCAGCCUAACAAGUUUCUAUCAAGCAUAUCAUGUUCUAAAAAGGUUUGAUUCUGCAGAUGAUAUCCCAGUUGCAGUGCUCUUUAAUGAGAAGGCUGCGUUGCCUAGCUUGGAGCUAUUAAACAUCUCAGGACUGGAUAAUGUAAAAAAGAUAUGGCACAACCAACUUCCUCAAGAUUCCUUCGCCAAACUUAAAGAUGUGAAGGUGGCAUCCUGUGGACGACUGCUGAAUAUUUUUCCAUCCAGUAUGUUGAAAAGUUUACAGAGUACAGUUUCUGAAAGCAGUGGAUUGUAGUUCAUUAGAAGAGGUUUUUGAUAUGGAAAGGAUAAAUGUGAAGGAAGCUGUAGCAGUCACUCAGUUGAGUAAAUUGAUUCUACAAUUUCUGCCAAAGGUUAAGCAGAUAUGGAAUAAGGAACCCCAUGGAAUUCUCACUUUUCAAAACUUUAAAUCAGUAAUGAUUGAUCAAUGUCAGAGAUUGAAAAACCUUUUUCCAGCAUCUUUAGUCAGAGAUCUAGUGCAACUUCAGGAACUGCAAGUGUGGUCUUGUGCGAUAGAGGUAAUUGUUGCAAAGGACAAUGGAGUCGAGACAGCAGCUAAGUUUGUAUUCCCUAAAGUAACCUCUCUCAGACUCUCCCAUCUACAUCAACUUAGGAGUUUCUACCCAGGGGCACAUACUUCACAGUGGCCAUUGUUGAAAGAACUGAAGGUGCGUGAGUGCCCUGAAGUCGAUUUAUUUGCAUUUGAAACUCCAACAUUCCAACAAAUACAUCAUAUGGGAAAUCUUGAUAUGCUGAUUCACCAGCCCCUUUUCUUGGUGCAACAGGUAAGGUCCCAAACCUUUUUGGAUGUGAUUCACCUCAUCAAGUUUCAUAAUUGUCAAGUUUUGUUUAAUUGUAUAUUAAAUUUUUCAUGUUAUUGUAGCAAUCACAAUUAGCUUGCUCAGCAGAUCAUGUAUUGGAUUGCUCCCUUGCCACUAUUUUUUCAGUUUUGCCAACCCUUAUAUAUGUUUAUAAAACCCGUCCAAUCAGAGACUAUUCAUGAAUUUUCUAGACAUCCCUUCAAAGAAACUAGUGGGAGACUUCAAUUAAUUAUAUUAUGCAAUUGAAUUUAUCUGAUUGAGGAGGUCUUUCAGUACAAGUAAACUAAUAACUUGACCUGAAAAGGUGGAUGCAGAGACCAAAACAACAUGCUGGCAACACGAUUGUUGGCCCCCACUUGAUCCAGAAGUUCUUUAUAGAGGAUCCUAGAUUUCUUUGUUUCACCCUAUCGCAGUUGAACUUUUAAGCUAAAAUUUGACCUAAUCCUUUCUUGUGAGAGGAAUUUAUAUGACUAGUCUAUAUAGUUCAAACCAAUAUUGCAAUUUAUAGUAAAUUUUAUUGGUUUUCAGAGAUUAUUUAAUUUUUAGAACUAUUAUAUAACCAGCCGACUGAUAGUAAACAAUUCUGCACCACCAUUCCAAUCCAUUUUUAUUAAAGUGAUUUACACCUUGCACUGAACUUCUCAAAUGCCAAAUGAUCCUAAUUAGACAUUGAGAGGUGGCUGUCCAUUGCAUCUUCUGUGAAUUGAUUAUUUUGCCAUGUUCUUUGCUUGGGUUAGAGAAAUAAAACAGCUCCUCUUUGUAGAUAUGCAUAUGUUAUUUGUAUACUUGUUUUAAUUGACAGAACAAAUCUGUUUUGUUUGAGCCAUUUAUCAAGUUGCAUUCCCUAACUUGGAGGAAUUAACAUUGGAUUACAAUGACACUACAGAAAUAUGGCAAGAUCAAUUUCCAGUUAAUUCCUUUUGCGGACUAAGAGUUCUGAAUGUAUGUGAAUAUGGAGAUAUUUUGGUUGUCAUUCCUUCCUUUAUGCUUCAAAGACUACAUAAUCUGGAAAAACUUAACGUGAAAAGAUGUAGUUCAGUCAAAGAGAUAUUCCAAAUUGAAGGACGUGACGAGGAAAAUCAAGCCAAGAGGCUUGGACGGUUAAGGAAAUAUGGUUGCGUGAUCUUCCAGGGCUGACCCAUUUAUGGAAAGAAAACUCCAAACCAGGCCUUGAUUUGCAAAGUCUAGAGAGUCUUGAAGUGUGGAAUUGUGACAGUUUGAUAAAUUUGGCACCAUGCUCAGUAUCUUUCCAAAAUCUAGAUACUCUAGAUGUGUGGUCUUGUGGCAGUCUGAGAAGUUUGAUAUCACCCUCGGUAGCUGAAAGGCUGGUAAAACUCAAAAAACUCAAAAUAGGUGGAUCACUUAUGAUGGAAGUAGUAGUUGAAAAUGAAGGAGGGGAAGGAGCAGAUGAGAUUGUUUUCUGCAAAUUACAACACAUGGUACUUGUGUGUUUGCCAAACCUCACAAGCUUCAGUUCAGGUGGUCAGAUGAAAUUUUGGAUUGUUCUAUGUGCAUGAGGUUGGACUAGUAGUUGCAAUUUCCUGCAUUUUUUUCGUUAUCCAACAUAAUUUUAAUGGACUCCUGAGUACUCAUAGGCCUCGGGAUGCCAUGGCUGUUACUAAGAGAAAGGUCAGUCUCCGAACUAAUUUUUCCAGCUUGGAUUGAUGCUCCAUUCGAAAAUUAUGAACAUAUUUUUGUUGAAAUAAGGUUCAACCCAAGAUGAUUCAUGGCUGGGAUGAACCUUAUUUAUGAACAUAUUUUGGGUUAGAAUAUUCUGUUAAGAAUAUAAGGUUUGUUAACGUGAUUCUGAAUCAUUGUUUUGUAUUUGAAUUUCUUGUA
Messenger RNA from Vitis vinifera (wine grape), 6220 nucleotides. Its product is annotated as disease resistance protein At4g27190-like. Bases 307 to 1743 code for a protein of 478 amino acids. Gene Ontology annotation, molecular function: ATP hydrolysis activity; ADP binding. The transcript is spliced from 3 exons. NCBI's taxonomy places the organism in Eukaryota, Viridiplantae, Streptophyta, Magnoliopsida, Vitales, Vitaceae. The record is from RefSeq and is a predicted model, not a curated record.